GUGAACAAAAAAUAAACGCAGUUAAACCCACAACUUCUCUGCAAAACAUCCAGCAUCACAUUUUCACUCACAAAUGGAAAAUCCCUGGUUACUAUUAGCCCUACUUUCCGCUCUUGCAAUAGCCUUCAUCUCAAAGAUAGUAUUCAAAACUGAUCAAAAACUCGGGCCGCCCGGUCCAAAACCAUGGCCUAUAAUAGGCAAUCUGAACCUUCUUGGCUCAAUCCCACAUCAAUCCCUCCACCAUUUAUCCCAAAAAUACGGCGAAAUAAUGUUACUAAAGUUGGGAAAAUUUCCAGUGGUGGUGGCAUCAUCACCCAAGAUGGCCGAGCAGUUCCUCAAGGUGCACGAUGCAGCCUUCGCGUCGAGGCCUCCCGCACUUGCCGCCGGCAAGCACAUCAGCUACGACAACUCUGACGUGUCCUUCUCUCCCUACGGCCCAUACUGGCGAGAAGCGCGUAAAAUAUUGAUGUCGGAGCUCUUGGGCACCAAAAAACUGGACCAGUUUGAGCAAAUUCGCGUUGAGGCGAGGCGUUCUUUCUUCUCACGUCUCAAAGCCCUGUCGGGGAAGCCGGUUGUGCUCAGAGAGCAUCUAUCGCGUUACAUUAUGUCGACAAUUUGUAGGAUGGUUAUGACGAAUGAAUAUGUUGGCGAUAGCUCGAUUAUAGAUGAUGGUGGCAUGGCGGAGAUGAUGCGCGACUGGUUUGUGCUCACUGGAGUGUUCAAUAUCGGGGACUGGAUACCGUGGCUCGGUCCUCUUGAUCUGCAGGGCUACGUUAGGAGAAUGAAGGCUUUCCGCAAGAAAUCAGACAGUUUUUUUGGGUAUGUGAUUGAUGAUCACAUAGCUAGAAGAAGAGACGGCUCCGACAAAGAUUUUGUUGAUGCCUUGCUAGAUUUAGCUGAGGAUCCUAAUGCUCAACUUCAUCUCACAAGGGACUCUCUCAAGUCAUUGAUAAUGAACGUUGUACUUGGCGGCCCAGACACCUCAAUCACAACAGUGGAAUGGGCCUUACACGAAAUGUUCAGACAACCGCGCAUAUUUGAGAGAGCGAGGGCAGAGCUGGAUGCAGUGAUCGGCAGGGAUAGAUGGGUGGAGGAGAAUGACUUCACUCAGUUGCCGUACGUUGAUGCCAUCAUCAUGGAGACGUUCCGCUUGCAUCCAAUUGCUACGUUUUUAGCUCCCCAUUACGCGAUUCAGGAUUGCAACGUUGCAGGAUACAACAUAUCAAAAGGGACGAGCAUCCUCAUAAAUACAUGGAGCAUAGGCAGGGAUCCCAACACUUGGGAUGCGGCUGAGGAAUUCCUGCCGGAGAGGUUUAUGGGGAAACAGACCGAUAUGACCGGAGGUAACUUUGCGCUAUUGCCGUUUGGGUCGGGCAGGAGGAUAUGCCCGGCAUACAACCUCGGCCUUAAGAUUGUUCGAACAACGUUGGCUAAUCUGUUGCAUGGAUUUGAGGUAGAAUUGGAGGAGGGCAUGAGGGGCGAGGAUGUAAGCUUAGAGGAACAGUACGGACUCGCCACAAAUCCAAAACACCCUGUUUCUAUCAUUGUGAAACCUACACUUCCUGCCCAUCUAUACUAAAUUAGUUUCUCAGUAAUUGCUAAAUAUUUUCAUCAAUAAUUCAAGAUGAUAUAUAUGGAUAUCUUGUGUUUGUGUGUACACAUAUAUAUGUGAAUUAUAUUGAUGAUAUAUGAAUGGCCCAGAUUUGGUGAAA
This is a messenger RNA of Salvia miltiorrhiza (redroot sage), 1712 nucleotides long. Its product is annotated as trimethyltridecatetraene synthase-like. Lineage: Eukaryota; Viridiplantae; Streptophyta; Magnoliopsida; Lamiales; Lamiaceae. The transcript is spliced from 3 exons. Gene Ontology annotation, molecular function: iron ion binding; heme binding; monooxygenase activity. The coding region runs from base 74 to 1579 and encodes 501 amino acids. The record is from RefSeq and is a predicted model, not a curated record.